GUGCCGCCCGCCUCGCCGCAUCGGCCAGCGAGUGCGGUGCGCUGCGGCGGGAGGGGGCGAGGCCGGACGCGGCAGCUGGCUUCCGGCGGGGCGGCAGCCAUGUCGGACGGGCGGCCGCUGCGGCUGCUGGGCCUGCACGGUUACCGGCAGAGCGAGCGCCGCUUUCGCCAGCGCACAGGCGCUCUGCGCAAGGCCUUGCGUGGCUGCGCGGAGCUGGUGGCGAUCAGCGCGCCGCACCCCGUGCCUGGCGGCGGCGGAGAAGACGACGAUGUGGAUGAUCCUCCCCGCGGCUGGUGGUUCUCUGGGCCCGGUACCUUUGAAGCAGGGGAGGCAGCGGCGGCACCAGCGGGGCUGGAGGAGUCGCUGUCGGCCGUGGCGGCUGCGCUCAAGGAGCACGGGCCUUUUGACGGGCUGCUGGGCUUCAGCCAGGGCGCGGCGCUGGCCGCCAUGGUGUGCGCCCUGCGGGCCCGCGGCGACCCGCGUUUUCCCGUGGCCUUCGCCAUCCUGGUCGCCGGCUUUGCCAGCCGCGCCCCGGCCCACCGCCACUUCUACCAGGAGCCUAUCGCCCUGCCCACGCUGCACGUCGUGGGCGAUGCUGAUGCUGUUAUCGCUGCCUCCCUGAGCAAAGAGCUUGCCCAGCAUUUUGUGGAGCCCGUUGUCCUCUGCCACCCCGGUGGGCACUUCGUCCCUUCUGCAGCACCACAGAAAAAGGCAUACCUGGACUUCUUGGACCGAUUUCGCCCUGCACAGGGAUAGGCCGAGCCCCUCGGGGCUGGGACAGAUUGGUAACAGUCUCUAAUAAGCGGGGCUCCAGCAAACCAUGUACAGUCUGCCACUUUGGUGAAACAUUGCUGCGUGUCCCUGCUGUCCAGAGGGCCCAGAAGUCAGCUCAUGUGCAGCACAGGGCCAGGCUAAAUCGUUCUUUCUUUCUUUGUUAACAGUCUGUUUUCUUUCCGAUUUUGUUACAUGUAUGAAUGUGCAGCUCUGGUGGUGAGGGGUUUGAGGACAGGGGAGUGCCACUCAGCUCUGUGUGGAGUGUUUUCAGAGGCUUGAGUAGCUGUCAGAAUUAGGUCCUUCAAAGGAAACUCCUGCAGAGCACAUAGGUCCUGCAGCUGCAAUGCCCCAAAGGUUUGUGCUUUUUAAGGGCUCUGAUGAAAGCUGUUAAGCCAUCCUUCCACCUGGUCUGGGAUGGAAAAUCCUCUUGUCCAUGGCAGUGCCAAGGCUGCUGUUCUCUUUUGGAACAAAAUGUCUGCUGAUUCAGCAUGUGUUCUGGGAGACUUCUGUGUCUUGCUCUGUACAAACUGCUUUCGUGAACAAGAGAAGAAUUUGUUGCU
Pogoniulus pusillus (Red-fronted tinkerbird) is the source of this 1334-nucleotide messenger RNA. RefSeq names its product OVCA2 serine hydrolase domain containing (gene OVCA2). Bases 100 to 756 code for a protein of 218 amino acids. The record is from RefSeq and is a predicted model, not a curated record. Gene Ontology annotation, molecular function: hydrolase activity. The transcript has a single exon. NCBI's taxonomy places the organism in Eukaryota, Metazoa, Chordata, Aves, Piciformes, Lybiidae. Gene Ontology annotation, biological process: response to retinoic acid. Gene Ontology annotation, cellular component: nucleus; cytoplasm.